This is a messenger RNA of Lactuca saligna, 339 nucleotides long. NCBI's taxonomy places the organism in Eukaryota, Viridiplantae, Streptophyta, Magnoliopsida, Asterales, Asteraceae. The record is from the annotation of a GenBank genome assembly.
AUGAGGAUGAUGCUGAGAGAGAUUUGCAACCAUGGUUUGCUAAAGAGGAUUGUUAAACUAAUUGUUAAGCUCAUGAGAAAUCACAAUACCCAUGAGUCAUUGCUUUUGGAAACAACUGCUAGAGCAAUUCAACCAAUGCUGGAAUGGGGAGAAUCUGGCAUGGCAGCUGCAGAUGAACUCUCCAAUCUUUUCAAGUGUCGAUUGCAUGUUACCAUUCGGUGCCUUUCUCACCCGAGUGCUCAUGUACGUGCCCUUAGCACCUCGGUUCUUAGAGUCGUUUUAUACGCCGACUUGAUCAACCCAAGUGGAUUCACAAAAGGAACCGAUAUGUGCUAUUGA